UUCAACAGCUCUGUGCUGUCAGUAUCUAUUAUCGGUGUCAUGCAAAGUGAGGUACCAAUUGAAAUCAACGAAGCGCGUGCCAUAUCAUUGCUCAAUGAUGUGUUCCUGCCCAUCAAUACACGCUUCUCCUCCAUCAUGGUUAAGGAUAGAAAAGGUGAGAAACAAUGGAAAAGGGUUGAGGUGAAGCUUGAAGAGCACGUUAAUUUUCCUAUUUUCCCUACUGGCUUGUUACCCACCUCAUAUGAUGAAUAUCUUGAAGAUUAUAUAUCAAACAUUGCAAUGGAGCAUUUUUCACAGAACAAACCACUAUGGGAAAUUCACAUGGUUAAAUAUCCAACAAGCAAUGCAGCUGGUACUAUCAUAUUCAUGCUUCACCAUGCGCUUGGUGAUGGCUACUCUUUCAUGGGUGCACUUCUUUCUUGUCUUCAAAAGGCUGAUAAUCCUUCUCUUCCCCUAACAUUUCCUUCUCACCAAUGCUCAGAGCCAGAAAGUGGCAGAGAAAGUGUUUUUGGAAGAGUAUCUCAACUUUGUUCCUUCAUCUUUAACUCUGUAUCUGAUUUUGGUUGGAGCAUGUUAAAGAGUACAUUGGUCGAAGAUGAUCGAACACCGAUAAGGUCUGGGGCUGAAGGAGUCGAAUAUCAGCCAAUCAUGGUAUCAAACAUGAUAUUCUCUAUGGAUUGUAUCAAACACAUUAAGGCCAAGCUUGGAGUGACAGUAAAUGGUGUAAUUACUGGAAUAAUUUUCCUCGGCACCCGGUUAUACAUGCAAGGGAUUAGCAAUAAAUCAACUAAAUCACAUUCCACAGCAUUGGUAUUGCUCAACACUAGAACAAUGAGUGGCUACAAGUCAAUUGAGGAGAUGCUUAAACCUAACUCAAAGGUGCCAUGGGGGAACCAAUUCGCCUUCUUGCAUGUACCAAUGCUAGAGCUUAAGGACCAUAAAUCUCAAAACCCACUUGACUUUGUUUUGGCAGCAAGCAAGAUAAUCAAUAAGAAGAAAAGUUCAUUGGGUGUUUAUCUCACUGGUAGGUUUUUGGAGAUUGUGAAGAAACUUAGAGUUCCUGAGGUAUAUUCAUGAUCUUAUUCAUCACCA
Molecule: messenger RNA, 1092 nt
Organism: Quercus robur (English oak)
Lineage: Eukaryota; Viridiplantae; Streptophyta; Magnoliopsida; Fagales; Fagaceae
Product: wax ester synthase/diacylglycerol acyltransferase 11-like
Exons: 3
Coding region: 40-1077 (345 amino acids)
Biological process (GO): triglyceride biosynthetic process
Cellular component (GO): plasma membrane
Molecular function (GO): long-chain-alcohol O-fatty-acyltransferase activity; diacylglycerol O-acyltransferase activity
Source: RefSeq, a predicted model, not a curated record